Molecule: messenger RNA, 522 nt
Organism: Encephalitozoon cuniculi GB-M1
Lineage: Eukaryota; Fungi; Microsporidia; Unikaryonidae
Exons: 1
Coding region: 1-522 (173 amino acids)
Biological process (GO): translational initiation
Cellular component (GO): eukaryotic translation initiation factor 4F complex
Molecular function (GO): RNA 7-methylguanosine cap binding; translation initiation factor activity
Source: RefSeq, marked provisional
AUGGAGUUGGCAUCGCAAUGGGUUUUCUGGCAAAACAGCAACGACGAGUCGAAUGCCAAAAGCUGGGGGGACGAUCUUGUGGCGGUUGGAGAGGUGUCAACGGUUCCCGAGUUCCUGUAUCUCUGUGACGAGAUAUCGAAUGCGGGGAUUGGUAGGCUGUGCACGAUGAAUUUGUUCAGAAAGGGAAUCAAGCCGAUGUGGGAGGACGAAGCGAAUAUAGACGGAGGAAGGAUUAUAAUGGACGUCCCCGUUUCUGGGAAGGACAAUGUUGGUGAGCUGUGGAAGAGGACAAUGGCAUUUUGCGUGUCGAACACUGUCGACAACAUAUGCGGAUGUGUGUUCAACGAGAAGCAGUCAUUCUAUAAGAUAGCCAUUUGGUUUGGGAAGGAUUAUAACCAGGAUGUCAUCAAAGACAUGUGGCAGGAGGCCCUUGGGCCUGGAAGGCUAUCCAUCUACUCGUUUCUACACAAGAAGUCAUUGGACAGCAGCAAGGGAAAGAAGAAGUGGGGAGGCAGAAGAUAA